AUUUCAUGUUCAUAAUUACUCCCCCAGCAACGCUCAAUUUGAGAUUGUCUUCUUCCUCUUCUCUCUCGCAACGACUAUUCAUUCAUUUCUCAUGUAUCAUUUUUCGGCGUUCUUUGCGCAUCUACUUUGAACGAUGCGCGUUGCCACUCCUCUUGUAGCCUCUUUGGCGCUCCUCCCGUCUGCGUGGGGUCGAAUUAAAUACUUGGGCGUUGCUAUACCGGGGAUUGACUUCGGCUGUGACAUUGAUGGCUCCUGUCCGCCAGGGAAUAGGAAAUUCCCUUUGUUAGAGAUGGGCGGUGGUGAUGGCGCGGGCCAGAUGCAGCAUUGGACGGAAAAUGCGGACAUGAACACAUUCCGUCUUCCGGUGCCGUGGCAGUAUCUUGUCAACAAUCAACUAGGCGCAAAGAUGGACGAGACCAACUUCGACAACUACAACAAGCUGAUGAAAGCAUGCCUGGACACUGGCUCAUACUGCAUGAUUGACAUUCACAACUUUGCCCGGUGGAACGACGGCAUCGUUGGUCAAGGAGGACCUGACGACGAGGAGUUUGUCGACAUCUGGGUCCAGCUGGCAAAGAAGUAUGCAGACAACGACAAGGUCAUGUUUGGCAUCGUAAACGAGCCCCACGACUUGGACAUUGUCCGCUGGGCACAGACAUGCCAAAAGGUCGUCACAGGUAUCCGCAAGGCCGGCGCCGAGUCACAGAUUAUCUUGCUCCCGGGCACCAAUUUCGCAAGUGCCGAGACUUUUGUGUCGAGUGGCAGUGCGGAACUGCUGGCCAAGAUCUCGAACCCGGAUGGCAGCAAGGAUGGUCUGGUUCUCGAUCUGCACAAGUACCUCGAUAUCAACAACUCGGGCACACACGUCGAGUGCACCACGAAUAAUGUCGCAGGGUUCAAGACCAUCGGAGAUUGGCUCAGGAAGAACAAGCGCCAGGCCAUCAUCUCAGAGACGGGCGCGUCCCUGGAUCCCACGUGCAUCGAGAAGUUCUGCACCCAGAACGAAUACAUUGCCAAGAACACGGACGUCUUUGUCGGCUUCGUCGGCUGGGGAGCUGGCAGCUUCGGGACUGACUAUGUCAUGAAUCUAACGCCCUCUGGCGAGGCUGACAACUACCAGGACAAUGAACUCAUGACCGAGUGUAUCAUCAAGCCUUUUGUGGGAGAGGCGCCCAAGUCCACGGCUACCGAGGAGAAGACGUCGACGGAAACCGCAUCCAAGACGAAGAGUACUGCGAGCACCGCGACUACUACUCCAUCUACAAACACGGCAAAUCAGAUAUUUAAAGAGACGCCCUCUCACUCGGGUGAUGAGUCUUCAGAAACAUCUGCUGCUAGCGAGGAGUCCAACAGCGAAGACGAUGAUGGUUCGGCUGCAAAUCCGAGAAUGGGCUCUCCGGCCGUGGGAGCGACUUUCGCGAUUGCCAUGUCCCUUUUCUUUGGAAUGCGACUCGUCUGAGACCUCGACUCGGUCUCGGGUUGCCGACAAAAUUCAUCACAAUUUGCUAGGGAAGUGAUUAGAUUUAGACAGAAUAAUUAUAGAUACAUGUAUAUAUAGCGAGUAUGCUAAUCAUAAUAAGGGACACAACGAGCCCCAAAAAUGUUCACACGCCGAGUCAGGACUGCAGAGGGCAGAUCAGCGACAUCC
Molecule: messenger RNA, 1648 nt
Organism: Emericellopsis atlantica
Lineage: Eukaryota; Fungi; Ascomycota; Sordariomycetes; Hypocreales; Bionectriaceae
Product: glycoside hydrolase superfamily
Exons: 4
Coding region: 134-1459 (441 amino acids)
Biological process (GO): glucan catabolic process
Molecular function (GO): hydrolase activity, hydrolyzing O-glycosyl compounds
Source: RefSeq, a predicted model, not a curated record